CAAGACAAGGGUACACAAACGGAUAAUAUACCGGCAAAUGAAGAUCUAUACGCAAUCAUUUCCAAGUUAUCUUUACAAGUAGAUAACAUGGGGAAGAAAUUGCAAGAACUAGAAGAAACUAAAAGUCAGCAGCAUGACUAUAAAAAUGCGGAACUACAGAAAACAACUAGUGGUCAGCAGCAUGACUUGAAAAAUGCGGAACUAGAUGGAGACGUUGGGAAACUCCAAAAAACCCAUAACAGUGUUAUUAAUGCAGGUACAGCAAGUAGCUCAUCUACAAUGAAGACACCUGUAAAACCAAAAAAUAGCAACCUCAACAAAUUAUUCGAAAAACCAUAUACUCCCACAUCAAAAAACCCAGUUGUAGUGCAACCCCAAACUAUUACUUAUUCAGAAAGUCUGAACCAAGCUAAAAGGACAUACAACCACAUAUCCCGCACCUACAUAGACAAUAUGUACAAAUUACAAACAUUUUUAAACUUAAACCCAAGAUCCAGAAAUACCACUAACCCAGAAAAAGACUAUAUUACCCAACACUUACAGAGACAUAAUAAACUUAUAGCCCUACCAGGUACAAACCCAAAUUUAGUAAGCACUUGCUACAAUUACGGAUUACUAAGUACUGUUUACACUACUACAGGAGAAGAGAUAGUAAACAUUACAGAAGUAUAUAAAGCAUUUACUACCUACAAAAGAGUUACUAAAGGAACCUUUUUCUAUGUAAGAUUCUAUACUGCCCCAGCAGAAAUAUUAUAUGAUGAAAUCAAACCUAUUAUACAAGUUGUUAAGAUUGGAUUGACUAAAGAAAUGAUUAUACCGGAACAAAUCGAAGCACAGCCCGAAAUACCCAAGACAGAGAUACCGGACUUCUUUGCAAACAAAAGAAUUAUUGGAUUGGCUACUAUACUUAAUGAGCUAGUACAUACGUAUACAAAUGAAGUACCAAUGUGGAUAUAUUACUCAAGAGAACAAACCCUGAUCUACUCACAUGCAAGGGAAAUUAGAAGACAUGACCUAGAAGAUAUAAGAUUAUGGAUUAACAGUCUGAUAAAGCCAGAAGAAAUACCCAUGACAAGAGCCAUCAAGAAAAAUUAUAUUACAGAAAAUCUAUUGCCAAGAUACUGCAAGCUUAUAGGACCAAAAUAUCAAGAACACAUAUGUACAAAAUGUAACGGAGAAGACAACAUCGUGCCAGAAUUCAACAUGGAAUAA
Messenger RNA from Cyanistes caeruleus (blue tit), 1212 nucleotides. The record is from RefSeq and is a predicted model, not a curated record. Lineage: Eukaryota; Metazoa; Chordata; Aves; Passeriformes; Paridae.